UUUGGAUAACGAUUCUAAUUUAGCUCAUUUCCACCACAAUCCUCCCCCAAAACCGUUUGCUCAACAAUAAUAAUUUUAAAGAUAACAAUAUUAUUACUAUAAUAAUAAUAAUAAUAUAAUCAUAAAACAUCGUAAAUCACAUCGUUAUAUUUUAUAACCGUAAUAACAGCAUUUAUACUGCCAUCAUCGUCACCACUGCCGAGGUCGUCUCCGUCAACGAAAACGACGGUGACGCGGACCAACUCCAGCACCGCCGUUGCCGCAAUCGUCGUUCGAUCGACGACAGAUUCGUGCGGACGGUACAUGAACUUACACACGUACAUCCGUGCGCGCGCAUAAACGCGCAUAAACGCGCAUACACAAACACACGCACACGCACAAGCACACGCAUACACCCACACACGCACCUGACGCCGAGCACCACACGCCACUCGCACACGCACGUUACACAUAAGCGGUCGACGGCCGUCGCGCGAUAUCCGACUCAGUCGACCGACGCAGUUUGCACCGGUACCAUCACCGCCGCCGCGACCGUCUAUCAUCGUCGAAAGUUAACCCCGCCGGAAGACACGCGGCCGCACAAUGUCCGUCGUCCACUGGUCUGCCACGUUUAGAUGCAUUUUGUUUACAGCAGCAAUCAUGGUAUUUGAUCAUAUUCUUGUCUCUCCGAUAGAUGCCCUACAAAUUAAUGAACAAAAUUACACAAAACGCUCCCCUAUUACAACAUUUCAAAAAGUGAAACGUUUACCGGACGAAAGCUCACUAGAUCCCAUGUCGAAUGCAAACGAUGAAACUCAGAGGUCGGUCCGAAAAAGCGCUGUUUUGUACAAUAAAGUUGACACAAAAACAACGACUCAACCCAGUAAUAUUGUUGCUUCACUUUUCCGAUUAAACGAGGAAGAAGGUAACACGUGUAUUUUGUUGAGAGUAGAUGCUGUUAUAGAAGUUAAGUUCAAAACUAAACUUGGUUCUGAAGACCAAACUGAUCUAUAUGUUCCUGACGAUGCAGAAGUAACUGGUGAUUGCAGUAAUGAAGAUGAUGCGACAUUAAUACUCAAAUGGAAAAAUUUUGUUUUUACUUGGUACUUCACAAAGACUCUUGGAGGAGAAAGAUGGUUUGUCAAGGCAUUGGAACUUGAGAUAAACACAGCUGAUAAACAUUUCGACCAUAUUAAAACCAAAGAUAAAAUAGUGCGUUUGUCAACAGUAUCCAGUUAUGGUACACUGCUAUUUAUGACACCAGUGGGACAGUCAUAUUCUUGUCAAAAAGAAAUUAGUGUGGUAUUGAGUGACCAAAACGUACCUACGAUGAAAGGAUACGUAUUGCUCCGAGCAUUUACUGUGCAGCCGUUCAUAUUUAAAAAUAAUGAAUUUGGACCAGCUUACCAGUGUUCGUCGAUCGGUGCUGGUGCCAUGCGAAACGAAACAGUACCGUUCAUAUUCGGAAUCACUUUAGCCGCCGUCGCCGUACUAACGGUUGGAGGGUAUGCGGUUUUCAGACACUUUAAAAUCAAGAAAGUUCAGUACGAUACGAUGGAAUAAAUAAUUGAAAUCAUGAGAAUAUUAUAUUAUGUGCUAACCAACUGGGGUUUUUGUUUAAAUUAUAAAUCAUAUCGUUUUUUAAUAUUUUGAUCGACACAGCAAUAAUCGCAUAGACGACAUUUUUAUUUUAUGAUAUAGUUUAUAUAAUAUAAUUAGGCUAUUACUCGAUCGAUACUUCAACAACACAUUUUGUGUAUAUUUUUUUCUUUGUAGAAUUUCUGAUACGGCUGAUUUUUAAAAGAAUAUCUAACUUACAUCUUUAUUUUAUGGGUAAAUUAUAGACACAUAUUUGAUAGCUGUAAGUAUGUAUCGGUAUUACAAACUUGAAUAAUUUGCAUAAAUUACUAUUGUUAUUUUUUUUUUUCAUUUUAUUGGUACCUAAUCAAUUUAUAAUAGAAAUUUACCAGAUUUAGAUUUUUUUUUGAAAAUCUUUAAUUUUGUCUUAUAACAUCAGGACAAAAAUUUAACCUGAGUCUAGAUGAUUCAAUAUCUGGUCAAGUUCAAACAUUAAUCUAUACAUAUAAAACUAAAAAUAAUACACUUAAGAAGUAGUUCAUGACUGAAUUAUUGUUUCAUAUUUAUUAAAAAAUUGUAUUUCUAUCAUUGUGUUUUACACAUAAUAUAUUUAAUCUUAAUAUUAAAUAGUUAGCUAUACUCGUACACAAUAAUUAUUUAAUGUUUAAACACAUACAAAUGUCUCAUAAGUAUCAUAUAAUCUUAUUACAGAGUUAAUUUUUUACUAUUCUACUUUGAACUUAAUUUAAAUUGAUAUUAAACAUUUUUUUUUAAAUUUAUAUAUUACAAUACCUACUGUAUUAUGUUCAAUAAUAUGUCUUAUUACAGUUGAUGAAGUAUAUCCAUGCUAUAUAAAUAACUACCAAUAGUGUAAAAUGUGAAUUAAUAAGCAAUUUUUAAUUAUUAUAAAUAUGAUUUAGUUUUUAUUUUGUUUGYCGUGUUAAUUUUACUUUGGGCUUACAUUUUUAAUGACUUUGUGCAUAACUUGCAACUGAAACUACUGUUAUUCGGAAUGUCAAUUAUCUUCAUAAUAUGCUUUUGUUUCAAUGAUUUAUAUUGCAUUGAUUUCAUAAAAUAUCUUAAGAUUCACAUAAUGUUGCUGUAAAAGAAAAAAUUAUUCAUAAUUUAACACCUAAUAUUACUUUACCCUUAAUUGGCUGUUCAUUACAAUAUUAAUUACAUUAGAUUAGAAAUAUUAUCAUAGGUAGUUUCCAAAAUGCAUUUUAUGUAUACUACAUUUAUACUAAUUUAAUUCUAGUUUACCAGAUUUCAUUGUUGUAAGCAAUAUUGAUAAAUUUCUAUAAAUUGUCUAUUUUUGAUAGUUAUCAAGUUAAAUGCUUAAUUUUGCAUUUCAAGUUCUAUUUCAUAUUAGAUUUAUCGUCCCUUUUGCUUAUUAUACCUUAGUUUUGCCUUAUUCGAAUGUCACAAUUAAUUGUCUUUUAGUAUUUAACAUUUAUUUAUUGGUAUGAAAAUGUAAACUUAUUUGUAGAAUUCCAUUACUACCUAGUACUCAUUGAAUAUUAUUUGGAUAUUUUCAAAUUUAGAACUAUCGUUAAAACAUACUGUCAUUGUAUUGAAAACAAUAUUGGAAAUGCAAUAUUUUAAUUAGUCUAUUUGAUACAAUUAUCAUUAAUUUUAUUAUUAAGUAUUGUGUACAGUCUAAGGAUAACGCCCAUUAUUAACUUGUUUAACUAUUAAAAUUGCGUACCUAAAUCAUAGUGUAUUUAGUAAAAUCCGUAGUCAUAUAGUGAACUCUAAGGGGCUAUAAGUAAAUAAAAAAUUACUCAACUCACGAUUCUUUUGAAAAAAAAAAAAAAAAAAA
Diuraphis noxia (Russian wheat aphid) is the source of this 3379-nucleotide messenger RNA. Its product is annotated as lysosome-associated membrane glycoprotein 5. Gene Ontology annotation, cellular component: late endosome membrane; lysosomal membrane; plasma membrane. The record is from RefSeq and is a predicted model, not a curated record. Gene Ontology annotation, biological process: establishment of protein localization to organelle. Lineage: Eukaryota; Metazoa; Arthropoda; Insecta; Hemiptera; Aphididae.